GGGUUUCCGGUGCCGUUGCCCACGCCUGCGCGGCGUGCGCUCGGGAAACUUCUUCGAGGCCUGAGAGCCGGGCGCAAGCGGUGUGCGGAGGCGCCUCUCCCGGAGUGUUUGUGUGCAGGGGCAGCGGCGGUUGCGCUGCCGGAAGGUUACACGCAGAAUGCCAGCUCUUAGUUGUCGAUUUUACCAACACAAAUUUCCAGAAGUGGAAGAUGUGGUCAUGGUAAAUGUCCGUUCCAUUGCCGAGAUGGGUGCCUACGUAAGCCUUCUCGAGUACAACAACAUCGAAGGCAUGAUUCUUCUCAGUGAGCUUUCAAGGAGACGUAUCAGAUCCAUCAACAAACUUAUUCGCAUAGGUAGAAAUGAGUGUGUAGUUGUAAUCAGAGUGGACAAAGAGAAAGGCUACAUUGAUCUGUCCAAACGUAGAGUUUCACAAGAAGAAACCAUAAAAUGUGAAGACAAAUUUACCAAAUCCAAGACUGUGUAUAGUAUCUUACGGCACGUGGCUGAGGUGCUUGAGUACACGAAAGAUGAGCAGCUAGACUCCCUAUUUCAGAGAACAGCCUGGGUCUUUGAUGAGAAGUACCGGCGGCCUGGAUAUGGAGCUUAUGAUGCAUUUAAACACGCAGUUUCAGACCCUACCAUUCUGGACAGUCUUGACUUGACGGAAGAAGAGCGAAGUGUAUUACUCGAAAAUAUUAGACGGCGUCUGACCCCACAGGCUGUUAAAAUUCGAGCAGAUAUUGAAGUUGCGUGUUAUGGAUAUGAAGGUAUUGAUGCUGUAAAAGAGGCACUUCGAGCUGGUCUAGAAUGUUCCACAGAAAACAUGCCCAUUAAGAUAAACCUCAUAGCUCCUCCAAGAUACGUCAUGACUACCACAACACUUGAGCGUACAGAAGGUCUUUCUAUUCUAAACCAAGCUAUGUCGGCUAUUAAAGAACGUAUAGAGGAGAAAAGAGGAGUUUUCAACAUUCAGAUGGAGCCCAAGGUGGUUACAGAUACUGAUGAAACAGAAUUGGCUAGACAGCUUGAACGACUGGAGCGGGAAAAUGCUGAAGUUGACGGAGACGAUGAUGCAGAUGAAAUGGAAGCAAAAAAUGAGGAUUAAAUACUUACUGGAUUCUGGAAAUUGACCAGAAGAGAGAAAAUUCCCUUCAAAAUUCAGACCACAAAGCUAUCUUUUUGUUUAGAUUUAUCCAAAAUACUUCAUGCACAUAUUUCAUUUCUCAUUUUCCUAAUGUGACUGGCUAUUGUUCUGAACAUCUUCAUAUCUAUUAAAAAAACAAACCAGGUUAAAUCAACUUUUUUGAAAGGCUGCAACUGCUAGAGUUUUUAUUAAAAAUAUUAAGCAUGCAACCUGGUCCUUGCUGUUAAAUUUGCAGCCAGUCUUGUUCCAACUGAAUCACUAAUUGGAAUUUUACAAGUAUUUGAUCCUCUGGAAGAAAGGAAUUUUUUCUCAAAGAUUGUAUUCAGAACAUCUAACAAAAAAUAAACAUUGGCAAAAUAAUCUUUGGAACUUCAAGCCUUUUAUUUCCUUGUAUUUUUGGCACUAUAUGCACUUCCUAAUAUAUCAUGGUCGUGAGUAACAAAGUAAAGCAUCUGACUACUUACUUUAUUUUGAUGUGGGGAGGCUGCCUGUAGUCAAGUUGAGUUCUCUCUGCAAAUCUCUUUUUGCAUUUUCAUUUUCAUUUUCAUGGGGAAUGGUGAAGGGGGGUGGCAUUUUCAUUGUGUCAGCACAUGAAAUUUGGCUUGCGAUUUUUAAUCAUGAAUUUGGCUUACUCGUUUAUGCUGAGUACCAUUAAAAAUAGUAUAGUUGCAUGUUUCUGCUGAAAAUUUUAUAGUGCUUUAUUUUGAUGUUUCACUAAACUUUUCACAACUAUGAUAUAUUUAGUUUUUAAAAUAUCAAGCAUUUAAGAACUUAAACCUGCUUUUGAACUCCGCCUAUUUUUCAUGCUCAGUUAGCUCACACCCACAAAUUAUGAAAGUGAUCUUAAUAGGCAAAAAUAUUCAUGUCCUAAGGCUGCCAAUUCUGCUUUCUAGCCAAACCAUUUGUUGGCUUAAAAGUAAUUUUUUUUUGAUGUAUUAACAUUUCAGUAUCUAACUUACUAGGACAGGUUACUUCCAUUUUUUUUCUGGUUAUUGGAAUUGUCUUGCCAUAAUUUCAAAUGCUUGUUAGACUGUGGUAACAUGACGUUGCUUAAGUACUGGUGCCAUGUGGGGAACAAUUAAAUGUGAUGCCAGACUCAUUACUAUAAUACAUCACACAUUCAUAGAAUAUGAAUUGAUCCCAGAAAAGAGUUUGGAUUGUAAACUGGAAGUCUCAAAGCAUUUAUUACAUUUGCCAGGUACCCACUGGUUUGUAAAUUCAUCGACUGUCCUUAAACUGUGCAUCAAUUGGUUAUUCAUUUUAGUUUAAAUCGUGAACUUUCUACUGAAUUUUGGAGAAUGAUGUGUUUUAGAGCUGUUGAUCUGGUAAGCUCAAGAUUUGCGUGCUGGAUUAGCAGUUUUCUGAUGUCCAUUUUCUAGUAAAUCGUAAAGUUUCAAGGGAACAUGGGUAAACUGAACCAAAUAGUUACAAAGCAUUGGUGAGCCAGAUGCCAAACCAUCAGGAUUUCCAAUUCAGCAGAAAGCAGAUUAUCAGAGCUCAUCUAAUGGCUAAAGCAGGUGUUAUAUUAGCAACUCUCCUAUAUCACACCUGUUAUAUUCAAUGAUAUUUGAAACGUUGAAGAGAGAAUCAUUUGACCAACCAAGCUGUGUUAAAAUGGCCCUGCACCUUUUACGUUUAUGUGUUGUAUCAUUUUUUUUCCUUUCAAGUCACUUUUUAAUAACAGUUAUACAGUUCCCAUUCCUGCACACUUGUGUAAAAGUUGUCAUUUAAUACUGCCACCAGUUCUUCAUUAUUUGUAUAUUUAAGAUUUGUUAUCUAAUGUCAUUACAGCUAAGUCAUUAUCCUUCACCUCUAAAUUAAUUUUCUUGGAAUAUCUACCACUGGAUUUGUUAGAUUAUUAGACAUUUACUCUUUUCAGGAAUGCUAGCUUUUAAAUUUAAACUGCAUGACCUUUAAGGAAGAAUGUGAGACAUUCUGCAGUGUAAAGUUCCUGGAGAGAAUCUGUGCCCAAUAGUGCCAGUUUAAUUCUUGUAACAACCUGAAUGUUGAACAGUGUAAGUGUAUAUGUGCCAUAGUAAAGCAUGUGGGGAAUUUCUACCGUAAUGCAACUUUCAACAUUUUUAUUACUUAAUCUGUAAGAGCAUUAUCAUUUGAUUUUGGCAUUUUCAGACAAGCAAUGUAAGCUAUAAUUAAUAUAUUAUUUGAUAAUUGAAUUUGGCAUGUCUUGAUAGAAACUAAAAUUUUGGCAGUUUCUCUGGGGUGGGAGGAGGUGAAACCUUUUGCAAAUUUGGUUUUAUUACAGAAGAGGCUGUUAAUAUCAAAAGUUUUCUUGUGCAAUAAAAUUUGAUUAACUUCA
This is a messenger RNA of Hypanus sabinus (Atlantic stingray), 3461 nucleotides long. RefSeq names its product eukaryotic translation initiation factor 2, subunit 1 alpha b (gene eif2s1b). The record is from RefSeq and is a predicted model, not a curated record. Gene Ontology annotation, cellular component: multi-eIF complex; eukaryotic translation initiation factor 2 complex; eukaryotic 48S preinitiation complex. The transcript is spliced from 8 exons. Gene Ontology annotation, molecular function: RNA binding; ribosome binding; translation initiation factor activity. NCBI's taxonomy places the organism in Eukaryota, Metazoa, Chordata, Chondrichthyes, Myliobatiformes, Dasyatidae. Bases 158 to 1105 code for a protein of 315 amino acids.